UGUGUGAGCAGAGACCGUGUGCCGGUGAGCGGCGGGCCGAGCGGGCAGACCGUGCUGUGACCUGGGGGAGCUCCGGGCAGCGACCGUGGACGGCGGGGCGGCGCGCGCGGCCGCGGGCGCCGCCGGCGGGCCCAGCGGGGCGGCGGCGGCCGCCGGCGAGCUGUCGGCGGCGGCGGCGCCCGACAUGGCGGCCUACUCGCAGUUCAGCUACCAGUACGGCGCGUCAGCCUCACAGCUGCUGAUGCCCGGCCAGCCGAGCGCGCCGAGCACGCCCGGUACGCCGAGCACGUCGUGCUGUGAGACGGGCCGGCCGGUGGCCACUGACCCGGUGACCGGUCAGGCCAUCUGCUCGUGUCAGUACGAGGCCGGCGGCGGCGGCCGGUCGGGCGCACUGUGCGGCUACCCGCGGCUACCGGCCGGCACGGCACUACCCUACGGGCCGGCGUACUCGAGCGGCGGAGAACAGGGCGCCUAUCCCGGCAUCGGAGUCGAUAGCUCCUACUUCGCCUUCCCUGGUAAUCCGUACGGCCUGAAGGAGUCGGGUACGGGUGAUAUGGGGGUGUACGGAGGCAUCGGACCCACCGCGGCCGGCUACAGCUACAGCCCCUACGACCCUUCGCUCUACACGUACGCACCUUAUGACCUGGCGCACCGGAAGAAGAACGCCUCGCGCGAGUCUACGGGCACGCUGAAAAAGUGGCUUAGCGAUCACAAGAAGAACCCCUACCCGACCAAGGGCGAGAAGAUCAUGCUGGCCAUCAUCACCAAGAUGACGCUGACCCAGGUGUCGACGUGGUUCGCCAACGCGCGCCGGAGACUGAAGAAGGAGAACAAGAUGACCUGGGAGCCGAAGAACAAGACCGAAUCGGACGACGAUGUCGACGAAAACGGCGACUCCAAGGACAAGGCCGACCAGGACGGCACGGUCGGCGAGAAAGAUGCGUCCUCGGCCGACGGCGAGGGCCUGUCCCCGCUGGCCGGCGCGGAGGUCAAGGCCGAGGCGCUGUCACCCGACGCGCUCGACUUCCAGGCCAAGGGGGCGCUGGUCGACGGGCAGAAGCCAAAGAUCUGGUCCCUGGCCGACACGGCGGUCUGCAAGACCCCACCGCCGCCGGGGUCCUGGCCGACGGACCGGCUCGGCGGCGGGGGCGGGGGCGGCAGCGGCUACCUGCCGGCGGCGGCCGGGGCGGCCGGCCCGGUGGACUUUGCCAGGUACCCGCCGGCGCCGGCGGGCGGGUACGCCGGUCUGGUCGGGGGGUACAUGUCGACCGGGUACGGUACCACCGGCUACGGCGAGAGUCCGGCGGAUACGCCGCCGCUCACACCGCCAGGACUAAAGAGCGCCGCCAAAAUGGCCGGCGCGCACGGCAGUGGCGGCGCCGACGGCGGGGGCGGGGGCGGGGGCGGCGUGGCGGCGGGGUACAGUGGACAGUACUCGGGUAUGGCGGCGGGCGGUGCCGGACGCCUCGGCACCGUGGACCGACGGACCGACCCAUACCAGGCGCACAUGUCCAUGCAUCAGCAACACCAUCAGCAGCAACAGCAGCAACAACAGCACCAUCAACAGCACCAGCAGCAGCAGCAGCCUCACCUCCACCAUCAACAACAGCAACAGCAGCAGCAGCAGCAGCAGCAACAGCAGCAGCAGCAGUACCCCCAUCACCACCCGCACCAGUCGCAGCAGCAUCAAAUGACUGCCGACAUGGGCAACCCCUACGGCUCCGGCUACAAAGACGGCGGUCAGGGCGGAGCCACCAGUUCCGGUUACGUAUCACCUGUAUGAGCGGUGCUGGUGACCUGUGACCUGACCUGGACCUCACGCCACUGCUUAUACACCCACCGGUCACAGAUCGUUCGGUGGUGGAUUGAUGGGUCACGCCGACUCUCGUUCUCCAAAGUAAAUGUAUUCGUCGGUUCCGGUCAGGUCAGGUCAGAUCAGGUCAAUCACUGAUCUGAGCGACAUGGGGUUGGUAGCGAGGACAGAGGAGCGGGCUCCUCGGACCUCGCCAAAAGGCGUGUCAUCUGUGAUAUUAUAUGCCCUGAUCUAGCUGAGCGAAUCGACAGGGCCUUAUGGAGCCUAACUGCGCGGGCUGCACGUGCUUAGAUAUUUGUUGACAUUGUUUUUAGUUCAAAAGAAGUGCACGCGUCAGUGCACGGUGUGAGAGGUGCCGGCGUGGGGUGUGCAUUGUGCAGGGUGUGUCCUUGGACAGGGGAUUGGAGUCAGCCUGGCGCACUCUGCGGCCUCUCACCGCCGGUCAUACACGUCAUAUAUAAACCGCCUGGAGGCCUGCUCGGCGCCUCUAUCGCACCACAGUGCCCUGCGGUCUUCUCGUUUGUAUAUGCGAUUCUGCAUUCGGCAUUGCGUACCUGGGUAUACAAUAGAUGUGAUGCUCUGUUCAUGGACUGUUUUUGAAUAUAGUGAAAUCGCUAGCUGAAUAUAUAACGGUGCUUGUAUAGAUUACCCCAGCCAUGUUAGCAGUGCAGUUGCACAUAUAUCGCACAAUGGAUAGUGCACAGUCUCACAUUUGCUAUUGUGGCUGUAUGACAGCGAUGGUUGGAAGUGCACGGCUUUGCUAAGACAGCGUGGUUUGUGUUGCGGGAUGGGAGGGAUAUGGCGAGGGUCCCGGGGUGUCCGCCGUCAGUGGGGGAGGGGGAAGGGAGGGGCCCUCGGACAGCCGACUGAUCCUCCUGGCCUACGCCACCAUCACGGUACAGUUGCAAUCUGGGUUCAAAGUGGGCAAGAUGAGGAGUGAGUGACAGGGCCGUGUUUUACUUCAAAAAAACUUCUAUAGAAGCGCAGUUAUAUAUUGCCCAAUGUCCAUUGACUCUCAUUGAAUUUCUCAUUGAGUUUCUCAUUGAUUUUAUUUAGAAAAUAAAGAAAUUGCGCAAAAAAGAAAGGUAUAGCAUGAUUGCUGUAAAACUAUUUUUCUUCGGUCUUUAUUCGCACGCAAAGUUGCCGUAAAAAAUGAUAAUCACUAUCAACUGCGGUUGCGCCUAGAUUUACAAAGCUCAUACGCUCUGAAUGGAUAUACAAGUUCGCACGCGCAAGUGCAAGUCAGGCCAAGGCCCUCUAAAGUCAGCUACGAAACAGCCGGGCCGAUAUGGCAUUUACAAUGGGCGCCUGACGGCUAACAUUUAUAAACAUACUUCAGGCUGUUUUGGUUUAAAUGAUUGUCGAUUCCCCGGCCAAUUGAAAUGUCUAUGACUCUGUCUCAGACGGAGUUCCAAACACAUUGCUUCGAUGGUCGAGUUUGAAGAUGGUCCCCCAAAUGCUGCUGACACUGUCCGCCUCAAAGUCAAAUGGUAUUUGUUUUUCUUGGGUGUGUGGUACGUGACUCGAAGUGUGAUAUUUGUUCGUGUGUUCGGAAUACACAGGUCAUAAUGUC
This is a messenger RNA of Amphibalanus amphitrite, 3386 nucleotides long. RefSeq names its product homeobox protein araucan-like. Bases 185 to 1783 code for a protein of 532 amino acids. The record is from RefSeq and is a predicted model, not a curated record. Gene Ontology annotation, cellular component: nucleus. The transcript is spliced from 7 exons. Gene Ontology annotation, biological process: regulation of transcription by RNA polymerase II; cell development; neuron differentiation. NCBI's taxonomy places the organism in Eukaryota, Metazoa, Arthropoda, Thecostraca, Balanomorpha, Balanidae. Gene Ontology annotation, molecular function: DNA-binding transcription factor activity, RNA polymerase II-specific; RNA polymerase II cis-regulatory region sequence-specific DNA binding.